Messenger RNA from Pimephales promelas (fathead minnow), 5470 nucleotides. It is a transcript of the gene iqub, whose product is annotated as IQ motif and ubiquitin domain containing. NCBI's taxonomy places the organism in Eukaryota, Metazoa, Chordata, Actinopteri, Cypriniformes, Leuciscidae. Gene Ontology annotation, molecular function: protein binding. The record is from RefSeq and is a predicted model, not a curated record. Gene Ontology annotation, cellular component: motile cilium; acrosomal vesicle. Gene Ontology annotation, biological process: flagellated sperm motility; cilium assembly.
AUAGGAUGGCUUGAGAUCAUUUGAAUUUUUGGUUGAACUAACCCUUUAAUAAGGUUAUGUUCAAACAGAGUUAUUUAUGGGAUUGACAAAGUUCUAUAACCGAAUUCAGGUCUGUAAAUUUACAGAACUCACAAACACAUUCUUGGAAAACCGUUUCUUGUGUGAACGGAACUACUGUAGAUUCAGUCACUAUUCUCCACCGGAGCUACUCCCAUCAUUUUUGUGUUCUACGCGCAACUCUCCAAAGCUGUUGUCGGUCAAUAAAGAUUUGACAAAUGAACUUUUGACUCGAUUGGACUUUUCACUUUUCUGGACAUCACCAUCUUUGAUAUUACUUUGCUCAUUUUCGCCAUGGUAAGAGAAUACAGGCUUGACUCCCGUUGCACGUUCAAACAGAUAGCAUUCGAGACGCCACUGUAAGUUGCUGUCUGAACGGGAUAUUUCGAGACUCACACCUGUAAGUAAAUGCGGCUGUCAAUCCCAAAAACUGAAAGUGUGGACAUAGCCUGUAUGUUAGACCCAGUCUCGUUUUCCAGCAGCUUUUCUAUGUCAGAAUUGACCAUCCAGGUCCAGGACUCACCCAGAACCGCCUCUAGUACUUUCCCUGAUGGUUGCAUGGUGGCUCUGUGGAGUGGAAGAAGUCCACUACUGUCCACUUCCCUAAAGGCUGAAGGAAAUCGUCUGAGCUCAUGGAUGACUGCAGUAUCACCUUAUUGUCAGGAUACAUGAAGAGAUUUUAGACAUAUCGGCGAAACUCUCUUGAGAACUUCUAGGCACCCUUUCAAAAAGGGCAGUUCUAUGAGGAACUUAUAAGAACUUGCAAAUUCUCUGAUAACUCAACAACAUCUUAUGGGAGAGACUUAAAUACACAAUAGGACAGGGGUGAGCAUUCCUGCUCCUGGAGGACUGCUGUCCUACUGAGUUUUGCUCCAGGCCUGAACCAAGGUCAUCCAGGGCUGCAUCCGAAUGCUUAGGCAACUGACUUUUUGCCUCUCUGUUCUUGGUCUAAUAAACUACAACAACAAAAAAGAGAGCUUUGGUGAUAACUUAGAAUUUUCUAGACAGGAACAUUGGGACAAGCUGGAGAACUCCGCCCAGGGGUGUGUUUCCCAAAAGCAUCAUUAGUCAACUAUGGUUGCAAGUUCCAUUUAACUCUAUUGUUAAUGACAGAACAUGGGAGUUGGCUUUGGGAAACACACCCCAGAACCAGGAAAUGAUACCCCUGGAUUAGGAUAUCUGCACCUUCAGAAGGGUCCAGAGGUCCUCAAGUGGGUUCUGCAAGUGUUGCAAUCUGAGGAAACUCAAGUAUCUCUUCAUUUUUUUUUAUGGUGAUAGAACAGAAAUAAAAUAUUUCAAGGCAUUAAUACAUUACCUGUUUCGAUUGCUGCCAGCAGUUUCAAAUUCUCAUCACUGGCUGAGCUUUAUGAAAACAAUAAGCAUCUGAGAGAAAGUAUUUUGCAAUACUUUUUGCUAUUUUAACUUUUCAGUUUCCUUCAAAGCAUGUUGUACAUACAAUAUAUAGAACAUACAUAGCCUACCUGUAUUCAUCUUCAUUCAUCUUGUCCGACAAAAUAUAUCUAGAAAAUGUGUCCGAAUCAGAGGCCAUAACAUUAAAGCAUCAGUGACUGUUGGAGCUCAUCAGAGCCGAAUACAACUAAAGUAAUAUAAUUGCAAACAUGAACCUUUCAUUAAACUGCAGGCUUACCUUUGUGACUUUCUUGUUCCUAGUGACAUGAGCUUUUAUAUUCAAGCAUGACCUGCUUUUAUUGCCAAUGAAAUGCCAUGCUACAAAUGCCAUGCAUUAGGUACAGUACAGUCUGUUUCUAUUGUAGUCACUCUAACACACACCUGGAUAAAAUGUUUUCUAGGAAGUGACACAUGAGAUGAUUCACUUUUAUUUUUUCCCCCACAAUACUUUUUUAAUUAAAUCCCCAAAUAUAACAUAAUCCUAAUCUAAUCUGCAAGCUGAAACUGUGUUUCAUGAUUUUAGAGGCAUAUCACAGGCACGCCAGGGGGCAGGAUCAUGUCAUGUGACAUUAAGCUUGAUUCAUUCGGUAAUUCGGUUCGGAACUGUUUCCAAAAGCAUCUUGUUUUUAAUGUUUGUGUAGUAAAGCUGGUACUUUAUCGCUGUUUUAUUAGGUUAUAUAGCCUGCAUGGUGUAAAGUAAAUUGUGUUAACAUAAUAGCUGGCCUAACAAAACAAAAGCACCGUGGUAUUUCGGACAUGUUAGGCCUACAAUGUUUUUGUUUAUUGCAACACAUUCUUUGAAAUAUCCUGUAAAUGGCAUGGUAGGCUACAUACACCAACAAUUACACUGAAUAUUAAUGUAUAUGAUGGUAUCUGUAGACUAAGGGAAAUCCACCAUUCUUCCCUGUUUUUGUUAAUUAAUAAAGUUAAUUGUGUAAAAUUAUUUAUAAUAAUGUUAAUAGAGCUGUAACGAUUUCGCUUCACGCUUAAACAAAGUAAUUCCGCUGAAUUACACAUGCUUUGCGAAUCGGUUCAACCGACUCGGAUUCUGUUCACAAAAGAAUCGGUUCAAUUGAUUGACUCAUUUGAGAAUCGGACAUCACCAUAGCAGCGGCCAAACACUGUCCAGACUCGGUGUGAGAAAUGUGUCAUGUCAGAGCAGCAGCAGAGUGAAACUGAACCCGCGGAGCAAAGAAUGUCACAAGAAGUCAUUCAGACAGAGACUGGUCAUGAGGAAGAUGAUGAUGCUGAGGACCAAAGACUUCAAAACGAUAGAAACCAACAAGGAGGCGAAACCAACCAGAUAAUUUCCUCCAGUGAUGUUGGAAACUCAACAGCAACGGUUAAGAUCUUGCUGAUGCCAGAGAGGCACAUGAUAACGGUGGCCUUCACAAUUGGCCUCUCAAUCCUGGAUCUGAAAAAACACUUCAGCUUCAAGCUGAGGGUCCCAUUAGACAUCAUACAAAUCACUUUAGACGAAAAAAGUGUAGAUGAUGACCAGACGCUGAUGGAUAUUGGCGUACAGCCACAUGGGAUGGUCCAAUUUGAGAUGAGCUCGCUAGACCCGGAGAAUUACCCUAUGAGACCAGACAAACCACAGCAAGAGUACAACAUGCCGGAUGUCAUCACUGUCAGAGUGCAAACAGAUACAGAGACAUAUCAGGACGUGGUGGUGGAGAUAGAGAGAGCCACUCGCAGGAAGGCAUUUCUGGGAGGAUUCCGUCAUACGGUGACCAAAACCGAGUAUCAUAAUGCUGCUGUACAGACGAUCCCUAAGAAGAGGCCUGACAGGGGCAUUGAGUGCUUCAGCAGGGAUACACAGACGGUGGAGUUGAAACACCAGGAUCAGCAGUGCUAUAGGAACGCCUCGACUCAGAUGACCAAAAUCGGCUGUUACGUGUCCAACAUGGAGGACAAGCUCAUCACCCCAGGGACUUACAUCACUGCAGAAGAGUAUCACAGCAAGAGAUUGAGAGCUGUCAUUAAACUACAGUCACAUGUCAGGCGCUGGCUAGCCAAGUGUUUCACGGAUAACUUGAGACAGGCUAAAGAUCAGCACCUGGCAUGGAUGGAAAAUGAAAAGAGAAGAAAGAAAGAGGAGAAAGAACAGCAGAUCAGAGAUGAAUAUCGCCGCAGGAUGAAGCCGGAGUCGAAGGGAGACUUUGAUCUGCUUUAUAACGCCUUGAAAAAAUGGAGGGAAGAGGAAGUGGAACGCAUCAAUGUCACCUUAUCUGGUGCGGAGAGAAAGGCAGCGCUGUGCGCUCUACUGGAGCAAGAGACCCAGUUCAUCUCCUCCAUAGAACAGCACAGAAUGGCUGCCGGCACGAGGAACCAGGAAAAGGCCAUACAAGCCUUCCUCAACAAGUCUGCAGAGCCAAAGAGAUGGCGUGCAUUUGAUGGGAAGGUGACACAAAUGGACACCCAGUUCACCAUCAGAGCCAAGGAGCUGCGAGACCUGUACAGUAGCGUCACACAGGCUCAAUUCACAAAGGACGAACGCAUGGAUGUGCUACUCACUCUCAAACACACUGUGAAGGAACAUAAAUGCAAGCUGACACAGGACAUAGUGGACUUGAUUGACAGGGAGAUGGACCUGAUGAUGAGGGGUGUGAAAAAGAGCAACCUGGAUGGAUUGAGAAAGAGGAUAUCAACCCUCUUCCUCCAAUACAUCAAAACCCCUCCGUUUAACCCUCAAGUCUCCAAACUUCUACGGGUGCCUCGGGAUCCUGCCGACCUGAAAAAGAACAUCUAUUUGUGUCGUGGCUGUAAUGAGUAUCAGUCAUGCACUGACUUCGCUCUGAAUACUAACACAUCUGCAGUCGGCCUCUGUCACCGCUGUAUGGAGUCUCAAAGAGAAGACUUCUCUCUUUACAAGAACAUUCUGAGAUGCUUGCGUGACACUGAGGCCGAGUGCAGCCCAGAAGCCGAAAUCACUUACCUGCUGCAGGACCAGGACCUUCGGUACCUGGUGGAUGUACUUUGGGGAGCUCAGUCCGCUUUGAGCGGCUGGAAAGACCUUCAUGAUUUAAUGCUGGUGCGCUGGGAGAAGCAUUUGGACUGGAGCCCAUGGAACUGCAUCCUCCUCACGAAGGAAGAGGCCGCUGCACAUCUGAAAAUGGAGAACAUCGAGAAGGCAUACGAUGUGGGAUUGAUCCGUAAUGUUAAGCAGAAACACGCACUGUCCAGGAAGUACUUCUCUCAGAUACCUGCGAUGGCCGAAUGAUUCAGCCUGAUGCCCUCGGCAAACUAACUAUCGCUAAGAGGCUACCCACAAUCCUGUGAGGUGCUCAGGGACAUAUGCAGCUUCACCAUUUCUCUACUUCAGACAGUUUAAGCGUUAUUCCUCAAGAUCAUUUAUCGAAUUUGAAUAUCUUAUAUGAUAAUUAAAACCGAGAGUUACUGGGCCUCUCUCCGUUUUAUUUUCCAUUCUUCGGGAUCAUUCAUUAAUGUUUAUUAGUUAUCAUUAGGCAGUAAAUGAGCAAUGAGUUUUAUGUUUUUUGAUAACUUCUUUGGUAUUUUGUUGGUAAAACAAGCAGCAACACUACAAUCCUGUGAAAAUUGCAGGAUUGGCAUGUUUUCCAUUGUUAAACUUGAGUACAAAAGCUGCAUUUAAAAGGGAGAUCAGACAGAUAAAAAAAUUAAAAUCUCUCCAUGAUUACUCCAUAAUGCCACCACCACGUAAGAAUGAAUUGAAACAUUAUUUCCCGGAACACUUUGAAAGCCUUAAAAAGCUACAGUUCAAGAGGUUUUAAUUAGGCCUUUGCAAAUGAUAUAUAGCCUAGCUCUAAUCAGGAGGUGAGCAAUCUAAGAUCUGCAAUUAUAGGAAAAGGUCAAGGAUGUCCUCCUGCGUUUCCUUCUGAACAAACGUGAACGAAACCAUCAGCAGCACCACAGGACUAACUGCUAAAAAGAACAACUAGCGAUGAAAGGUUUGACUUUUAUUUCUGUCCCUCCAUGGCGUGAGAGUUUAUUAGAAGAGCUCAAUAAAACUGUAUUUAUUAGA